AAGGAAAGAAGGAUGACAGCCAUGUCGCCUCAAUUUGACACUUGGUAAAUCGAAGAGAAAUUGGAAAUUGCAUCGCAAGAAAACAUCAGGGAACCUAGAAGAAACCUACAUAACUACGACUCAGGAAGAGCAGGAAACGAAUAAAAGCGAGAUUACACUGCUGAAACUAACAAUAAUGGCAACUGCUGGUUCCAAUGUGAUUAAAAAUGUUUAUAAUGCUAUUCGUGCAAAAAGAUCAGUUCUCUUCUAUGAUGUUUUGGAAGUGUAUAAACCAGCGAUGACUAGAAACAAGGAGAAUAUGAUGAGAAAAAUUUAUGAGCAUUGGAAGACUGCUAAAGGGACAGAAAUUGUUAAGAAGCUUGAGAUUGCUUCAGACUAUGUUAAAGUGGAAAUGUCACCGCCCUAUAAGCCAAGUGAAUGGAAGGUGCUUCAAAAUGACGUGAGACUCGUAAAAGAUUUCUUCCAUAAGGGCGCUUAUAAGUUUAUGACUGUGCGACAGGCUUGGCUGCUGUUUCUGGUGUGUUUGGAAGUCUGGCUGUGGUUCUUUUUAGGUGAAACUAUAGGGAAAUUCCAUCUUGUUGGGUACAAAGUGUAAUGUUGUGGAAUGGGCCUAAAUAAAAACCUUUGUUAUUUGUAA
Molecule: messenger RNA, 637 nt
Organism: Plutella xylostella (diamondback moth)
Lineage: Eukaryota; Metazoa; Arthropoda; Insecta; Lepidoptera; Plutellidae
Product: ATP synthase F(0) complex subunit g, mitochondrial
Biological process (GO): proton motive force-driven ATP synthesis
Molecular function (GO): proton transmembrane transporter activity
Source: RefSeq, a predicted model, not a curated record